AUUUAUUAUAUAUUAUUAACAAUGAUGUUUUUACGUCGAGGUUUUACUCAACAUUUGGUUAGAUCUACUGUUCGUUUACAAAGAUAUCAAACUCAUUCACUUCCUAUAUCUACCAUAAUAACAAGAAGAGGAUUUUCUGCUACUAAUAUUAUAAAAGAUCGUUUGACGGAUGCUGAACAACAAAUGAAUCUUGGUACUGAACAACUCAAUCAAGGAUCUCUCGACAUGGCCAUGAAUCACUAUCACCGAUCUGUUCAACUUGUUCCUACACCUGCUGGCUUCUUCAAUAUUGGUGUAUGUUAUUUUCAAAUGGGUAAACAUAAAGAUGCAAUUCAAUCAUUUGAAAAGGCUUUACAACUGGAUCCCAAUGCUGCCGAUGCUCAUACCAACAUUGCUUCGUGUUAUUUGAUGUUGAGUGACGUUCAACCCGCUAUUGUUCACUUGGAAAAGGCAUCGAACUUUAAUCCUUUGGAUGGUGAAAUUCACUAUAAUUUAGGUUGUGUCUAUGAAGCUACUGGAAAACUCGAUGAUGCAAGGACAAGAUUCGAACGCGCUAGAGAUUUGGGUAUCUCACAAGCAACUGCUGCUUUGGACAAAUUGAAUAAGAAAAUGGGCAAUUAGGAUUGAUUCAUAUUUUCCCUUUUCUUCAUACAUCUACUUUAGUAUAUAGAUUGAUUCCCCUCUUUUUCUUUUUCCCUACUCUAUCCCUUUACUUUUGUUUUGAUGUAUUACAAAUAAUAAUUAUAAUAAUAAAAAUGAUGAAAAACUUUACAAGAUUGA
This is a messenger RNA of Halteromyces radiatus, 780 nucleotides long. RefSeq lists its product as uncharacterized. Gene Ontology annotation, molecular function: protein binding. The transcript has 2 exons. NCBI's taxonomy places the organism in Eukaryota, Fungi, Mucoromycota, Mucoromycetes, Mucorales, Cunninghamellaceae. The coding region runs from base 22 to 621 and encodes 199 amino acids. The record is from RefSeq and is a predicted model, not a curated record.